UGGGGAGCAGACAGACACAGCGGAAUCGGACAGAGAGAGACAGAGGAGAGCGAGGGAGCCGUGGGGAGGCAGAGACGGAGGACAGGAAAGGAGAUUCAGAGAAAGCAGCAGGAGGCCGGGAGCAGAGACGGGCAGAGACAGGAGGACGGAUUUGAGACGCGGAGACAGGGCAGCGCGAGAGACAUGAAGACAUACAGACAGAGACAGACAAAUGCCGGGAGGUGACCCCCAAGAGCGCGGGACGCCCUGGGAGUCGGCAGACACCCGGGCAUCCCGACAGAAGGGCUCCGGGAGGGAAACUGAGGCAGAGAGCCCGAGGAGGUGAGCGCAAGUCCCGAACGCCGACCACCCAGGCAGGGGGAGGAGAGAAAGAGAGACAGUGGUGCAGACAGGAACGGGAGAGCCAGACAGAUGCGGACCGACGGACAGACAGCAGCCGGGGAGGGCCCGGGGGGCGGGCUGGGGGUGUGAUGCGGGAGCGGGGCGGCCCGGGGGGCGCUGAUUGGCUGGCGGGCGCGGGGGUGGGCGGGGCGGCUGGGGGAUGGGCUGCCGGAGAACCAGCGGGCCGGAGCCCCCGGGGAGCGCGCCGCCGCCGGGUCCCUGUCCGCCUCCCGCGUCCCCGCUGCGCCCCCGUCUCUGCGUCCCUCCGCCCAGGUGUUUGCUGCCUGGUCCUGGUCGCUCUGAGCCUGUGGCCGGAUAGAGCUGCUGCCCCGGGGCCACCGCCGGGCCCCCCACGGGCCUCCCCAGACCCUCGGGCCGAGCUGGACAGCGCCGUCCUCCUGACCCGCUCUCUCCUGGCGGACACUCGACAGCUUGCUGCUCAGCUGAGAGACAAAUUUCCAGCCGACGGAGACCACAACCUGGACUCUCUUCCCACCUUGGCCAUGAGUGCAGGGGCGCUGGGAGCCCUACAGCUCCCAGGUGUGCUGACGCGGCUGCGGGCAGACCUGUUCUCCUACCUGCGGCACGUGCAGUGGCUGCGGCGGGCGGGCGGCCCUUCCUUGCGGACCCUGGAGCCGGAGCUGGGUGCCCUGCAGGCCCGGCUGGACAGACUGCUGCGCCGGCUGCAGCUCCUGAUGUCCCGCCUGGCCUUACCCCAAGCACCCCCAGACCCACCAGCUCCCCCACUGGCCCCCCCAGCCUCCGCCUGGGGAGGCAUCAGGGCAGCCCAUGCCAUUCUUGGGGGGUUGCACCUGACCCUUGACUGGGCCGUGCGGGGCUUGCUGCUGCUGAAGACUCGGUUGUGACCAGCUACACAGAACCGCCAACAUCCUUCGAUGCCACAUCUUAUUUAUUUAUUUAUUUGGGGACUAGGGGCAUGGAGGUCAGGAGAUACCCCCCUCUUCUUCUCCCCCUAAUUAGAGACGGUCCCUUCAGGAGACCUGGGCAGAAGAGGGGGGGACAUCUGUGCCUUAUUU
Messenger RNA from Acinonyx jubatus (cheetah), 1418 nucleotides. It is a transcript of the gene IL11, whose product is annotated as interleukin 11. NCBI's taxonomy places the organism in Eukaryota, Metazoa, Chordata, Mammalia, Carnivora, Felidae. The record is from RefSeq and is a predicted model, not a curated record. Gene Ontology annotation, biological process: positive regulation of cell population proliferation; positive regulation of MAPK cascade. Gene Ontology annotation, cellular component: cytoplasm. Gene Ontology annotation, molecular function: cytokine activity; growth factor activity. The coding region runs from base 471 to 1247 and encodes 258 amino acids. The transcript has 5 exons.